GCACUUUUGAUCGACGAUAAUAUCAAACAUUCGAUUCCGAACUUGCUUCUUUGUCUUCCCAUAUUCUUUCAAUUUUGUAUAAAUACACGUCUCUACUCGACCCAAACGUGUAAAUACCUCGAACCUUGCAUCAACCUACAACCAUGCUGUCGUUUUUAAAACUCGUCGUCCGGCUUUACUUGGCCAAAACGCCCACAUUCACUCAGAUUAUAAAGGGAGUAAGUUACUCCAACCAAGAACUAGUAAUGGCAGGAACAUGCUAAAUAGUACAAGAUUAGAUGGAAGGAUCUACCAAACAUGAUCAAGGAUUUGAUCGUGGCGAAUCCAUGGCGAACAGCUUUCUAUAUUGCGGAAGGAGUCGUCUUAUUCGCACCAACUGCAGUAAAUGGUCCAGUACUCUAGUUAUUAGGUUUCACCUCACUGGGACCAAGGGCUGGUAAGUUAGAAAAAAACGAGAUAGCGAGGCGGGAAGCAUGUAACUUAUUUUCUGACAGCAUCAUUCGCAUCAUUUCUGCAGAGCAUGAUCGGUUUGGUCAGGGGAAGAAGUGUGUUUGCAUUCCUGCAAAGCGCAGGUAUGGGCGGUUAUGGAGCUGCUGCUGUGAAGAUGGUUACACGGUUGUUACUCGCCGCUCUGUGCUAAGUUAUCCGGAUGAGUCUGUGGAAACAGGUUGCAGCUUGGAUUGAAGACAGCAUUGUGAAGAAUGAGGGAGAUAGUUCUGCAAGAAUUGGGCAAGAAUAAUUCUACAAUGAUUCAGGAAAAUUGGUGCUACUGAACUCGGUAUGGUGAACCUUCCAUCUUCCAUCUUCAAUCGUGAGGUGUCAGGUAUGAGGAUUUAGAUAUAAAGUUACAGAGAGCAGUGCCGUGAAUUGCACUUUGUUUUCUUGUUCCGCACA
This is a messenger RNA of Sclerotinia trifoliorum, 894 nucleotides long. The record is from the annotation of a GenBank genome assembly. NCBI's taxonomy places the organism in Eukaryota, Fungi, Ascomycota, Leotiomycetes, Helotiales, Sclerotiniaceae.